Molecule: messenger RNA, 2357 nt
Organism: Bursaphelenchus xylophilus (pine wood nematode)
Lineage: Eukaryota; Metazoa; Nematoda; Chromadorea; Rhabditida; Aphelenchoididae
Source: the annotation of a GenBank genome assembly
AUGCCGAACCACUGCUUAGAACCAAACCAGAAUGAGGACCUGGCCUCGGAACGCCGACUCUGUCCGUUCAACACGCUGGAAAUGACCGCCAGAAUUUAUGGAGGCGAAAACUUUGUCAAAAGUCGACAGAAGAUCCAAAAAUACGUCCAAAGCGUCCCAGAACUGCGCGAAUGUUCCAGUGAUUUUUCAUUUUUGAGUCGAUUGGAGACCCUGGAGAGAACGGCCAGAAACGCAGUGGUCCUGAUGAAACACGCACCAAAAAUCUGCGAUCCCAACGAGCCUUUCGAAUUCGAGUAUUUGAGAAAGUAAGCGGAGAUUUUAAACUUUUUUUUUUGACAUUGCUACCAAAAUUAUAUCUUGUUAUUCGAAUUUUCGGCCGUUUUAAUAGUCACCCUUUCUAGGCAAAUUUGUGGAGAUGAUGGCUACCCAUACGGACUUCACAACUCCAUGGUUGUCCCCAUGUUGAAAGUCAACUGCUCCGAGGAACAAAUGAAUUUGUGGCUGCCCAAAGCCCUGAACGGAGAGUUCAUCGGAACCUAUGCGCAAACUGAGAUGGCUCACGGCACAAAUCUCAAGAAACUCGAGACCACAGCCACUUAUGAUCCAGAAACCAAAGAGUUUGUCAUGAACUCCCCAACCAUCAGCUCAGCCAAAUGGAUCCCCGGAAAUCUCGGGAAAUCCUCAAACUUUAUCUUGGUUAUGGCUCAGCUAUGGACUCAAGGAAAGUGUUAUGGCCCACACGCUUUCAUGGUGCAGAUCCGAGACCCCGUCACACACAUGCCAAUGCCGGGAGUGGAGGUGGGAGAUAUUGGACCGAAGAUUGGCAUCAACUCGAAUGACAAUGGUUACCUUCGCCUGCACAACAUCAGAAUCCCGAGGCUCAACAUGCUCAUGGGAAAUUCUCAAGUCACCCCUGAGGGCAAAUUUAUCCCACCAGCACACGCGAAGCUUGCAUAUACCUCGAUGAUGUUUGUAAGAUCAGUUAUGAUCCAUUUGAUGGGUCAAGGAUUGGGUGCAGCGGCUUGUAUUGCCACAAGAUAUGCUUGUGUGAGAAGACAGGGCGAAGUCCUAGAAGGACAAGGAGAAGUGAAGAUUCUGGACUAUCAAACUCAUCAAUACAGAAUUUUACCGCAGAUUUCCCGGGCCUAUGCCUUCAUCUUUGCUGGACAUUACAGUAAAGAUCUGUACUUUAGAGUCAUGGAGGAUGUCAAGAGAAAGGAUGUAAGUGGAAGAAAAUGUUUUUAUUUUGAUGAGUUAGAUGUGUUAUGGCUUUCUAAAUACCUUUUUAAGUAUUUUUGAAUGAUUUACCAUCAAAAUUAAAUCAUUCGAUCUGACUUGCAACCAAAACUUUAACGUAUCACAUUCUAGACUUCCUUGAUGGCCGAUUUGCACGCUCUCAACUCGGGCCUCAAAUCCGUUGUGUCCUGGCAAGCAUCUCAAGGCGUGGAACAAUGCCGCCUCGGUUGUGGAGGACAUGGCUACACCUGUGCUAGCGCCCUCCCUCAAAUUUACGGCCUAGUUGUUGGUGGAUGCACCUACGAGGGAGAGAACUUGGUCAUGUUGUUGCAAUUAGCCAGAUAUCUCAUGAAGUUGGCUCCACAAAUUGUUGCCGGACGUCCCAACGGGAAAAUCAGUGAGAUCGCUCAAUAUCUCUUUGAGAAAAAGCCGACAAAAUCUCGGCUUCAAAAGAACCAAAGCCGCGAAGCUCAGUGGGAAGCCAUCCAAGAGGGCUUCGAACAUGUGGCCAGACGGCUGACUCUUGAAGCCUAUCAACGACUCUCCGAUCUGAAGAAGAACGGAGUUCCUCAUGAAGUCGCCUGGACCAAGGUUGGUCUGGACUUGUCGAGAGCCUCAAAGGCACACACAAGAACUUUCUUGACACGAAUCUUUAUCAACUCCGUGAAGAAUGAGAAGACCUGGUCACUCAAGGAAGUCUUGAGUGAUGUUCUUCAUCUGUACUUGCAUUAUGAGCUUCAAGACUGCAGAGCUGACGUUUUGGAGGACGGGUAUUUGAGGUAAGCAUAGAGUUGCGUAAAAAAUAAAAAAAAACAAUGAAAAAAUAAUUUUUUUUAACAAAAAUUUAUUCUUUCAGCAACCAACAAGCCGAAAUCUCCCGUGAGGAGCUCGCUAAAGCUCUUGAGGCUGUCCGUAAGAACGCUGUGAAUCUUGUUGACGCAUUUGACUUCCAAGACCGCGAGUUGAACUCGCAGCUGGGCCGAAAAGACGGCAAUGUCUACGAGAACUUGUGGAAGUGGGCGCAGAAUUCGGAGGUCAACAAAUAUCAAGUGCUGCCGUUCCAUCAUGAAACAACUGGGAAAAUCAUGAAAGACGCGCAACGGCAGCAUAGUAAAUUGUAA